Molecule: messenger RNA, 2199 nt
Organism: Guillardia theta CCMP2712
Lineage: Eukaryota; Cryptophyceae; Pyrenomonadales; Geminigeraceae
Exons: 7
Coding region: 31-2199 (722 amino acids)
Biological process (GO): protein processing
Cellular component (GO): plasma membrane
Molecular function (GO): metalloendopeptidase activity
Source: RefSeq, a predicted model, not a curated record
AUCCUAAUGGCGCGCAUUUAGCCCGAAGGCAUGGCGGGGGAGGACAGAUACGGGACAUUUGUCCCUGAAGAUGUUCCUAUCUAUAGCAAACAAGGACAGAAGAUUUGGAGACGAAGGCUUGCCUGGUUUUUCGGCAUAGCCGUUUGUUUUUGCGGAUUCGUCUUCGUCGUGAUACAAGUGUCUAAAUAUUUUCUGAAAUCAUGGAAUCCUUCCAACAAGAGCAUGCUGCCGGCAUCCUCGCAGCUCUUCCCGGCUGACAUGACUCAAUUGAUGGACAACAGCGCAUCGCCGUGCGACAACUUCUACGAAUAUGCUUGCGGGAAUUUCAUUAAGAACCACAAGCUAAAUCCAGACCAGUUAGAGUUCGCCCACGCAUGGGAUGGUGUGGAAAGAAACAACACACGAAGAUUGCUCCCUAUUAUAGCAAACUCGGACAGCAAUGCUGGCGUUUUCUACAGGAGUUGCAUGAAUACGUCGGCGAUCAAUGCGCUUGGGAUCUCUCCUCUGAUGCCAUUUAUCAAACAAGUACAUGCGGUCAAAGACCUUGUCUCACUGACCGUGGUCGUGUAUUGGUGGCACAAGGCAAACGUGGUGGUGUUCUAUGAUUGGUCAGUAGAGAGCAAUCCAGAUAAGCCCGAAGAGUCGGCAUUGUACUUGAUGCAGGGAGGAAUCACGUUCCCCUCCCCCAACUUCUACAUCUCGAGUGAGCCAUCCAUGAAGCUCAAGAGGGAGGGUUACAAGCGCGUGGCGACUGAUGUGCUCACCAAGGUCUGUAAGAUUAUGCCCGAAUGCGAUGUGGCCACAUGGCCCAAAGUCGCAGCGGAAAGGUCUCUUGAGGUGGAAACAGCGUUGGCCGAGAGAUUUGCCUCAGCGCAGGAGCAGAGGGUGGAGCGAGCGCAACCUUACGACAUCGAAGAGCUCGAGAAACUCUGUCCUGCUCUCCAUCUCAAGCGGUUCAUCAAUGCAAUGGCUGGCACCUAUCACUCGCAGGCAGAUACCAUCGCAGACAAGAUAACAAUCAUGAUCAGAAACUCGCCUUACUUCGAAUCCAUGAACAAAUAUCUCGUCAAGGCUGAUCUGGACAGCAUCAAGGCUUAUCUGCUAUUUCGACUUGCAUUUGUGCUGGGUGCAGAUAUGGACAAAGAGAUGGAAGACACAGGCUUCAUGCUCCAAAGGAUUGUUACUGGUCAGGUUAAGAAAGUUCCAAGAUGGAAGAAGUGCAUGCAUGCUGCGAUCAAUGCCCUUCCAGACGAUGUUGGCAAGCUCUUUGUCAACAACUUCUUCUCCACCAAGCGUAAGAUGGCAGCUGAGCACAUGUUGAUGCGGUUGAAACUUGCCUUCAAAGACGACUUGCUGAGGGUCGACUGGAUGCAGAACUCCACCAAGCAGGCAGCGCUGGAGAAGCUGCACGUGAUGUUCUUUGCUAUCGGCCGCCCAUCCUACUGGAACUACUACAAUGGAGUCUAUCUAGUCGACGACAAGUACCUGUGGAACGGCUUGCAGCUUUCGGAAUGGUACAUCCAACAUUCGUUCAAGCGUUUGACGAGAAAGACCGACCCUCACCGUUGGGGCAGCACUUCCCCCACUAUGGUGGAUGCGUUCUACAGCUACACGGCAAACGGUCUAUACGUCCCUGCUGGAAUUCUGCAGGAGCCAUUUUUCAGUGCGUCUUACCCUCUUGCAAGAAACUUUGGAGCUCUGGGCGGCAUUCUUGGGCAUGAGAUCACUCAUGGAUUCGACGAUCAGGGGAGGAAGUUUGGUGGGCGAGGGACUCUGGCAAACUGGUGGACCAUGUCGGACUCAAGGAGGUUCGAGGAGAAAGCCCGAUGCAUUGAGCACUUCUACUCCUCCUUCAAGGUGGAGGGAAGGCAUGUCAACGGCCUUCUAACACUGGGGGAGAACAUUGCGGACAUGGGCGGCGUAAAGAUCUCGUACGAGGCCUUGCAGGCGGUGAUGCAGGAGAAGUAUCACCGCAAGUCGACCAAGGACGAGGACAAGCUCUUCUUCCUCUCCUGGGCUCAGAAUUGGUGCACCGUUGAGAGGAAGAGGGCCGAGGAGCUGCAGCUCUUCACUGACGAACACUCCCCCAACAAGCUACGAGUCAACGGCCCCCUCAUGAACUUUGAAUCUUUCGCGGAAGCGUAUUCGUGUCCUGCGGGAUCGUACAUGAGCCCGAGGCAGCGAUGUAACAUGUGGUGA